AUGUGUUUUCUAUUAUUGAUCUUUUUUAUUUUGUUUCAUAAGUUUAGUAAUAAAUCUCUUUCAUCUAUUUUUUUUGCUGAUAAAAUUUUAAUAUUUAACCUAAAAAAAGUAUGUUUUUUUUUAGUAAAAAGCUUUGUGUACUCAAAUGAUGUAAAAAGUUUUUAA
Messenger RNA from Vairimorpha ceranae, 165 nucleotides. RefSeq lists its product as hypothetical. The transcript has a single exon. Bases 1 to 165 code for a protein of 54 amino acids. NCBI's taxonomy places the organism in Eukaryota, Fungi, Microsporidia, Nosematidae. The record is from RefSeq and is a predicted model, not a curated record.